Messenger RNA from Acinonyx jubatus (cheetah), 4816 nucleotides. RefSeq names its product myelin associated oligodendrocyte basic protein (gene MOBP). The transcript has 7 exons. NCBI's taxonomy places the organism in Eukaryota, Metazoa, Chordata, Mammalia, Carnivora, Felidae. Gene Ontology annotation, cellular component: cortical actin cytoskeleton. Gene Ontology annotation, molecular function: actin binding; myosin binding. The record is from RefSeq and is a predicted model, not a curated record. The coding region runs from base 226 to 684 and encodes 152 amino acids.
AGAACCCAUCAAAAAUACCUUGUGUAAUGAAAAACCCGGAUAUAUAAUCUCUCCCUAUAUAUUCUGCAUGCAUUGAGGUAGCCUCAACCCCCCCCAGGGACCCGAUCCAGUGGAGCCUCUUUCAUACAACUGCUACUCGAAGGGGAAAAAAGGAGCAAAUGAUACCAAGACAAGCUCAUAACAGAGAUCUAAUCGCCAGACGUGUACGGAUGAAAACACAGUGAGAUGAGUCAGAAAACGGUUAAGGAGGGCCCCAGACUCUCCAAGAACCAGAAGUUUUCGGAGCACUUCAGCAUACAUUGCUGCCCGCCAUUCACCUUCCUCAACUCCAAACGGGAGAUCGUGGAUCGGAAGUACAGCAUCUGUAAAAGUGGCUGCUUCUACCAGAAGAAAGAAGAGGACUGGAUCUGCUGUGCUUGCCAGAAGACCAGCACCAGCCGCCGGGCAACGUCCCCUCAGAGGCCCAAGCAACAGCCAGCGGCACCCCCCGCGGUGGUCAGAGCACCGGCCAAGCCACGGUCCCCUCCGAGGUCCGAGCGUCAACCGCGCCCCCGCCCAGAGGUCCGACCACCACCAGCCAAGCAGCGCCCCCCUCAGAAGUCCAAGCAGCCGCCGCGCAGCAGCCCCCACAGAGGGCCGGGCACCAGCCGUGGGGGGUCCCCCAUCAAAGCUUCUAGGUUCUGAUUGAAAAGGAGGAGCAAGCCGACCCCACGGAAGAAGUGAGGGCGCAGUUUCAAGCGAAUGGACCACCUCAGCACCUGGACUCACUGCUUCUUGACCCCCGUGCCCUUGGGCAAGUUAUCUGGCUUCCAGUAGGAUGCAGGGACAGACACUGGCUGAUGUGGCAACAGCUGAUGCCCACAGGCCCCUCGGUGCGGGGGCCGCCUGGAGCCUUGUGAAGAUGUCAUCCUACUGUCUUCUGACGGCCAAUGGGAAAUACGUUGUCAGUCUGCCUGUCCUUCCAUUGACUCAAGUUUCUUCAAUUUGAAGAUACAUAUCUUUCUUCAGGGAUGCAUGAAAAAAAAGAGAGAGAUUGUUGUAUAACCAUCAUAAUGGCAAAAAUUAAAAAUUAUCAAGUGUUGGCAAAGAUUUGGGGAAAAUUCUGAUAAGCCAUCGAUGAAAAUUUAUAAAUUAUCGUGGUACUUCUGGGGUGCAAUCUGGGGAUGCUAGCAAAACAGGAUAUUGUAUAACUUAUGAUCAAGCAAUUAUUUUAAAAAAGCAAUUAUAAUUUUAGGUACGGAUCCUGGAGAAAACUUGCAUUUAUAGGAAAAGGAGGCACACAUACAGCUGUUCAGCAAAGCCUUGUUUGCCAUUGGCAAAAAAAAAGAGAGAGAAAGGGAAAGAAAUUAAUAAAAAUGUCCACUAAUAGGAGAAUGAGUAAAUCAAUGAUGGUAUGUUCAUAAAUAAAAUUUUGAACAGCAGUUAAGACAAAGUGAAACAUAUAUACCUACACCAGAUAAACAAAUUUGGAAGACAAAUGAGGAAUAGAAAAAGCAAAUAGUAGAUGGUAAGUGCAAUCUGAUGCCCUCUGUGUACUUUUUAACCACCCAGAGUACUAUAUUUCCAUAGUAAGCAGAAACCAUGAGCUCUCAAAUGCUCUCUAUAAUGGAAUCAACUUUUAAAAAAUGACAACAAAAUGAAAACCUAUCCAAGAAAUAUCCAAGAAAUAUCCAAGAAAUAUCUAUCCCCCUGGAAGUCAAAAGGAAGAUCUGAAAUGAUUCCUGGUUUGAAGAAAUAACAAAAAUUAAGUAAACAGAAAUUAAAACCUGUAUAGAAACGGUCAACAUUAUUAGCCAGACACAAAUGUGUUUGGAGGGAUAAGUGGGAGACUAGUGAUCAGCCUCGGGUCUCUCCAAGGUCACAGGUCUUAGAAAACAGAACCUUUUCCCUGAGUCCAUUUUGGACCUGGCUGGUGCUGUGGCUUCAGCAGGUGUCUGACAUAGGGACAAAGGCGUAGAGUUAGAAUAUAACCUCCUUCCCAACCUUCCUAUAGUAAUAGGUGGGAAAGCAUAGUAGAAGAUAAUGGAAUGUUGUAGAAUGUGGAGGGAUGUAAAAUGGGCAGUAUUAGGAGAGGGAAGCUCAGAGUACAGGAGAGUGAGGGCAUCCGAAACAGUCUUGUGCUGGGGUCUGGGUGGCCAAGCACAGGCAGAUGUCUGUAGCUCCAACAAGGCCGUGGCUCUGUGUCCUUGAGCGAGCACAGCCCGAUCCAGCCAAGUUUCAAAGGCAAGUGGGAAUACGGGGGUAAUGCCAGAGGAAGUCUGCUCAAGGUGUGGGGCUGGGGGGUGAGGGAAACCAGAGAUUAGGGAGGAAGAAUGCUGGACUCCAAUGAGAUACAGCUCAGAAGCCCAUACCUCCACAAAGAAGGAUCAGGCCACAUGCUGUCCCAAGGCAGCUGGAAGGUGAGGCCAGAGGAGGCCACUUCUCUGGGCAAGUGGCAAUAACAAGGCAGGGGAAUUGAACUACACAGAGCCUUCAGGUACAAAUGUUUCUCCUGCCUAAACUCAGGUGCUAAACGAACAACAAAAUGAGAACCUCUACUAUGAACACUUUUCAAUGAUAGAUAUGCGAGGCCAUUACAUUCCUGGGAAUGACACCAAGGGGUGCCAUGACAGACAAAUUAGUGGGCCAGUCCCACUCAGAUCCAAUAAGGAAACUUAAUAUUCCUUCGGCCCAUUUUAGAUUUUGGCAAAGCCAGACCUCGUACUCAGAGCUUGCUUGGCUCUAUCCUCCAUAUCAUCCAGAAGAUACAGUUAUUACAGAAAGCAAAAUUGGGGUGCCUGGGUGGCUCAGUCAGUUAAGCGUCCGAUGUCGGCUCAGGUCAUGAUCUCACGGUUUUUGAGUUCGAGCCCCGUAUUGGGCUCUCUGCUGUCAGUGUGGAGCCUGCUUCGGAUCCUCUGGUCCCCUCUCUCCCUGCCCCUCCCCUGCUGAGUCUCUCACUUUCUCUCAAAAUAAAUAAAAAAAAUAAAUAAAAUUAAAAAAAAAAGGAAUGCAAAAUUGAGAAGCCAAUACAUUGGUGUGUAUUAAUUCAUGUAAACUUUGGAUAUUAGCACAGAAAUGUUUAUAACUAGAAAUUACCGAAUUCUCUGUGUUUGUCUGUUGUGGAAAUAAAACCCCCUGGGGAUGGAUGAAAAAUAUCUGGAAAUUACUUGAAACCGGUGGAUAACUAAAUGGAUGUUACAACUAAAAUGUGCUAUAAUCCAACUGUAUUUUUUUGUCUUCUAAGGGUUGGCUUUGGCAAGCACCGUGCAGUGAAUAUGCAAAAAAAAUUACAUAAAGCCCCAAAAGCUGUUCUAUGUAAACUUCCUGAGUGGGGGAUUUUUGACCAUAAUCUUUGGUAUAUUAACUCUGAUAAUUCUGUAUGUUAAUUGAUUUCAUGUUCUGACGUUUUGACUGGUUUGGGGAAAACUGAAUUGUCCCAAAGUUGAACCCAGAGUUGUGCUGGUAAAUGUUUAACAGCUGGCUCUUUGGGUGGAAAGCCCUGAUUUGCAGCGUUUGCCAAUUUCCGUGGCAGAAAUAUGUCCACCAUGGCUGAUUGCAAGCCAUGCGCGUGAUGUCACUGAAUGCAGAAUCGGGAGCCAUGUAUACCGCCGACCCUUGUAAGUUGGCGUAGGCCACUGUAUGUACCCAAGGGCGUAUGUGAAACUGCAGUUUUUUACUAAAACUUCUGCCCCAUAGAUAGACAAAGGCACUAGUGAAAGAAAAAAUAUAUAAAGGGAAAAUAAAAUAAAUUCAAGUUGGGAGCUCAAAUGGUGAUUAUUGACAGUGGAUUUCUUUUUAAGAAGCGGUAUUUGUGUAUCUUCCGCAUUUUAUUAUCUUUUAUUAUGCGAACGGGGUAUCGAUGUAUCACACUGAGUGUUCGGAACUCUGCUUCAUUGGUGUUCUCCUAGACAAAGGCUAGGGCUUCUUCCCUUCCAGAUGUCGGUGUGAAGUCAAUAUGACCCAAGAAGCAAUGGCACUUGCUUACCGUGAAGCCAGUUUCGGGGCGGCUGAGCUGAGGUUCAAGACAGAAGAAAAAAUAUGGAGCCUUCUGAACUUGGGGGAGACAACGCAAUUUAGACCCAUGGUUUGGUAUGAGAAUGUGGUGGGUUUUGAAAAAAUUAAUAUUGAUGAGGGGCGCCUGGGUGGCUCAGUCGGUUGAGUGUCUGACUUCGGCUCAAGUCGAUCUCGCGGUUCGUGAGUUCAAGCCCCACAUUGGGCUGUGUGUUGACAGCUCGGAGCCUGGAGCCUGCUUCGGAUUCUGUGUCUCCCUCUCUCUCUCUCUGUCCCUCCCCCACUGGCUCGCUCUCUCUCUCUUUCUCAAAAAUAAGUAAACAUUAAAAAAUUAAAAAAAAUUAAAUUACGUUGAUAGUAAUACAAACAAGGAAAAUUAGUUGUUGAACAAAUGAAAUGGAUUAAUAAACUCUUCUGUAAGGGCAGGGCAAGAAGAACUUAUUAAAAUAGAGGUGAACUGGAAAUCUCAAUAAGAAUGAUAAGCAUUUUUUAAGGGAGGCUUUAUCUGUUUUGUCCCUACAGUGAUUCACGCUGUUGGACAUUUUUGCUAUCAUCCUGCCAAAUUCCAGUGAGGAUGUGGAAGAAGCUUAUUUGUAAAGCUAGAGCCUGUGGCUUCUAAAGCUAUUCUCCAGUGAAAAAAACAAAUGCCCUUGGAGGAUAGUUGAUUUCAUAUUUCUGGGCAGGGAAAAAAAUCAGGAUUAGUUUGCGGCUCCUGGAUGUUGAAAGAAAACAAGGUUGCCUCAGGGUAUCAGAGAACUGUAGUCCAUAAUGAUGUAAAAUACAUAAAUAAAUAAAAAAGAUAAAACAGAACUGGCUGAGAAACAUA